Molecule: messenger RNA, 4279 nt
Organism: Caenorhabditis sp. 36 PRJEB53466
Lineage: Eukaryota; Metazoa; Nematoda; Chromadorea; Rhabditida; Rhabditidae
Source: the annotation of a GenBank genome assembly
AUGAACUACAGCAAUGGAAACAUAGACUAUGAAGUGAUGCCGACGAUAUCCGAGGACGGUGUGGACCACGACGGUCCCAUGGACGAGCCCACCGACCGCGAUAACAUCGAGCAGGUAUUUGCCGGUUUGAAAGUGUGCUUUGUGACUUACGUACUUGGAUUUUCAGUUGAUGAUGAACAUGUUGGAAGACCGAGAUAAGUUGCAGGAGCAGCUGGAAAAUUAUAAAGUCCAGCUGGAAAAUGCUGCUUCUAGAACGAAAGAAGUCGAGAAAGAGCGAGACAUGAUGAAGCGACAGUUUGAAGUGCACACGCAAAAUUUGCCUUCGGUUCGUAUAUCCGGGCACAACUUUAUAAGAACUUUAAUUAUUUCAGGAACUCCAAACGAUGACGAGGGAAUUGUGCCAGCUCAAAGAACAGCUUCUGGAGAAGGAUGAAGAAAUUGUUGAGCUAAAAGCAGAACGCAACAACACACGGCUUCUCCUUGAACAUCUCGAAUGCCUGGUUUCUCGACACGAGCGAUCACUCAGGAUGACAGUUAUGAAGGUAAUUUUGGCUUCCGAAACAUAUAAUAGUCAUUCUCAUUCUCUUCCUUUCCUUUCUAUUCCAUACUUUUCUUUCAGAGACAGGCCCAAAACCACGCAGGCGUAUCUUCUGAAGUCGAGGUGUUGAAAGCCCUAAAAAGUCUGUUCGAGCAUCACAAAGCACUUGACGAAAAGGUAUUCGCUAUUCACGCCCUCUAAUUGGCCUAAUCAUCGUGUUUUUAGGUUCGUGAACGUCUUCGCGUGGCGAUGGAGCGUGUUGCGACACUUGAAGAAGAGCUGAGCACAAAGGGAGAGGAGAACUCGUCUCUGAAAGCACGCAUUGCGACAUACGCGGCCGAGGCGGAAGAAGCGAUGGUAAUUAUUCAUCAAAAAAGAGGGCGCUUCUCAAUUUUUUGUUCAACGAGCUUCAGGCUUCCAACGCGCGCACCAAUGGUUCAAUUAGCAGCGAAAGUGCAAACCGACUCGUCGAAAUGCAGGAAGUGUUGGAGAGGAUGAAGACGGAAUUGUCGAAUACUCUCAAACAAUCAACAGAGGUCACGAAUAGGUAAUGAACAUUGGAAUUACCGAAUGCACAAACAUAAAACCCUUCUUUUUCUCAGAAAUGCUGAACUCGAGGGGCAACUAAGUGAGGGUUCACGCGAAAAGCAUGCGGCACAAGAAACGAUCGCGCGGCUCAAGAAUCAGAUUUGUGAGGUACUUGUAUAAUGAUGAAUGAGCGCCCCUUAUUACUCAAGUGUACCCCUUUUAGCUUGACGCACAACGCACCGACCAAGACACGAGGAUUACGACGCUCGAGUCCCGUUUCAUGACCGCGCAGAGAGAGUCCACUUGUAUCCGAGACCUCAAUGACAAAUUGGAGCAUCAGGUUGGUCCCCCGCGAGAGAGUCGGAAAAAAAAACAAAGCCAAUGUUCUUUUCAGCUUGCCAAUAAAGAUGCUGCGGUGCGGUUGAAUGAAGAGAAGGUGCACUCCUUGCAAGAGCGAUUGGAAUUGGCGGAGAAGCAACUUGCUCAAAGCCUGAAAAAGGCAGAGUCGCUUCCGUCGGUCGAGGCGGAACUUCAGCAGAGAAUGGAAGCACUUACUGCUGCCGAACAGGUUUGUUUUGUUUUGUUCGAUCUGUUAUACAAACUGACUGUUUUUUCCUUUUCAGAAGAGUGUUUCCGCUGAGGAACGCAUUCAACGAUUGGAUCGUAACAUUCAAGAGCUGACGGCCGAAUUGGAAAGGGCUGUGCAAAGGGAACGCAUGAAUGAGGAGCACAGUCAGCGGUUGAGCAGUACUGUCGAUAAGGUACAGAGCAGAAAAACAAAACGUUCAAAAGAAACUAGUGUUCUAUAUUUCAGUUGCUGUCCGAAUCUAAUGACCGUCUCCAACUUCAUCUGAAGGAGCGCAUGCAAGCUCUGGAUGAUAAGAACAGACUAACGCAUCAAUUGGAUGGAACUAAGAAGAUCUACGAUCAGGCUGAAAGGAUAAAAGAUCGGUUACAGAGAGAUAAUGAGUCUCUCCGGCAGGAAAUUGAAGCAUUGAGACAGCAACUGUACAACGCUCGCACUGCCCAGUUCCAAUCCAGGCACUGUUUCUCCAGUAAAAUUGUUCUUAACUAGAUAAUUGUAGGAUGCAUGCCAUUCCAUUCACUCAACCCAUUGUCCAAACCGUUCCGCAGCAACCAUCAAUUGCUCAGCAGUCUGCCUACCCGGUUUAUAAACAAACUCCGCCAUCGUAUGCGACAGUUGGAAUGAGAAGACCGAACAAGGGACGAACUGCAGCUCUUCAAGUAGUUUUUCCCAAUUUUUUUAAUCUGAUAUUCAUUCUUUUUGUUCAGGAGGACCCCAACAAAGUGCAAACUCUGAACGAACAAGAAUGGGACCGUCUCCAACAGGCACAUGUGCUUGCGAACGUCCAACAAGCAUUCUCAUCGUCUCCGUCGCUGGCUGAUGUCGGUCAGACAACCCUUCCACGUCCGAAUACCGCCGUACAACACCCACAAGAGGAAAUGAUGGCCGGAGGGAUCGGCAGCGGAAUGCAGGGCGGACAGGAUGCUCAUAUGCUGGCGUCGAUGUUGCAGGAUAGAUUAGAUGCGAUCAAUACGGAGAUCAGGUUAGUGUCCAGACAGACGAUAUUAUCAAACGGACGGUUUCAAGGUUGAUCCAACAAGAGAAACAUCACGCGGAACGGGUUGCCGAACAAUUGGAAAGAUCGAGUCGCGAAUUUUACGAUGAUCAAGGAAUCUCAACGAGAAGCUCUCCACGAGCAAGUCCCCAGUUGGAUGCAAUGCGGCAGCACAAAUACGCCACGGUUGGCAAUAAUUCAGACUUUUGUAAUUCAAUUACCCCGGAUUUAUCUUUCAGCUCCCCGCAAAUGUCACCGGAGACCGACGUUACGACAUUUAUGGUAAUCCUCAGUAUGUGGAUGACCGUAUGGUUCGGGAUUUGGACUACGAGCCACGGCGAGGAGGGUAUAAUCAAUUUGACGAUGUGAGUUGUGCCAAGCCGCACGCAGAUGAUUAAUGUUUGUUUCUUUGAAGAUGCAGUACGAACGGGAUCGAUUGAGUCCCGCUUCCUCCGUCGCUUCCUCGACAGAUGGCGUUCUGGGCAAGAAAAAAAGAUCGAAUAGCUCGAGUGGUCUGAAGACACUGGGGCGGUUCUUCAACAAGAAGAAGAACUCGUCAAGUGAUUUGUUCAAGUAAUACUGAAUUCAAGUGUAGAGUAUUUUCCAACUUCCAUUUGACUUUUCAGAAGGAACGGAGACGUUUAUUCCGACGGAGAGCAAUCGGGCACUGAAGGCAAUCAGAAGGCGGACUAUGACCGCCGGAAAAAGAAAAAGCAUGAGUUGCUGGAAGAGGCGAUGAAAGCAAGAACUCCAUUUGCUCUCUGGAACGGUCCCACAGUUGUCGCCUGGCUGGAAUUGUGGGUUGGAAUGCCUGCGUGGUACGUGGCUGCCUGUCGGGCAAACGUAAAGUCCGGAGCCAUCAUGUCAGCGCUGAGCGAUCAGGAAAUCCAAAAAGAGAUUGGGAUUUCGAACCCAUUACACCGACUGAAACUGCGACUGGCCAUACAGGAAAUGGUGUCACUGACUUCUCCAUCAGCCCCACGAACAGCACGAUUAACACUUGCAUUCGGAGACAUGAACCACGAGUACAUUGGGAAUGACUGGCUUCCGAGUCUCGGUCUUGCCCAGUACCGAUCGGCGUUCAUGGAAUGUCUUCUGGACGCGCGAAUGUUAGAACACCUCUCGAAACGCGAUUUGCGAACGCACCUGCGCAUGGUCGACACUUUCCAUCGUACAAGUCUCCAGUACGGAAUCAUGUGUCUCAAGAAAGUCAAUUAUGAUAAGAAAGUGUUGGCGGAUCGACGAAAGGCAUGCGACAAUAUCAACACAGGUAAUCGAAUCAUUUUGUGACGCACACGAAACAAUAACACUCGUUUUAUAGACUUGGUGGUGUGGUCAAACGAGCGAGUUCAGCGAUGGGUUGAGGAAAUUGGAUUGGGGUCAUUUUCAAGAAAUUUGGUGGAUAGUGGAAUCCACGGAGCGCUGAUUGCAAUGGAUGACACUUUCGACGCUUCCGCUUUCGCGUACGCGCUGCAAAUAGGAUCACAAGAUGCUUCGAACCGACAGGUAUGGAUUUAUUUCCCGAUAACUUUGAAAUAGUCGAUUGUUUCAGUUAUUGGAAAAGAAUUUCAUCGCCCUUGUUAACGAUCAUAGGCAACAAAGAAGUGCAGAUCCACACCCGGUAAUGCCGUGA